AUGAGUGACCUUGUCUCCCUCGGCGCAUAUAAUCUGUAUGCUAAGCGCGCCAGCUUUAAGGAUGAUGGCGUUCUGCAGCAGUUCGUUGCCGAAAUGGCCGGCCAACCGGUGAUUGCACCUCCGGUUCUUGAAGAGCGAGUUCCCAUUGUUACCGGUGAUGAGGAUGAGACCGAAUUAUCAACGGAGGAGAUAGAGAAAAGAAAGGACUUUGAGCGCCGACGUAAGGAAUUAACCAACACAAGUGGUCUGGAUAUCAAGGCGGUACUCGGUCAUAGACUUUCCCUCGCUCCAGAAGAGGAAGACGACGACGAAGAGGACGAAACGGUACAGAGUCAGUCGGCUUCGUUUAAAGACGCCAGUCCAACUGCGAGUACACAAGCCGAUCAGCAGACCACUGUAUCUCCUGCCGGUGAGGCCGUCUUCAGUGAUACUACUUAUGCAGAACCCUCUCGAGUUACUGGGGAGGAGACUGUGAGCGCUAGUUUUAAGGUGCCUACAAAAAUUCGAGUGACCGCGCCAUCCCAGGAAGAAGCGGCAGCGCCGUAA
Messenger RNA from Dibothriocephalus latus, 546 nucleotides. Lineage: Eukaryota; Metazoa; Platyhelminthes; Cestoda; Diphyllobothriidea; Diphyllobothriidae. The record is from the annotation of a GenBank genome assembly.